AUGAACACCCUUCUUCCAGCGUGUCGAGCAGUCAAGAGGCUGCUCACUGAGUCUAAGCAAACCGGCGAUCCCGUCAAGUUUCACGUCGGUGGCGGCCGUGAAGCUCGACCGGGAACGAUCAUUGCUGCCGGCUCAAUCAUGCUGUCAGCUUACGCGGAGGAUAUCGCUUGCGGUGUCUAUGCCGCCUACGCCCACUUUCGCCUCAUCCCCAUCUCGACCUUCAGGCGCAAUGUUCCAGUACCUCCCGCUUGCACAAGUCCAAAGGGACGCUUGCGCACCUCGUUGGCCUCGUGCGACUGUGCCAAUCGCAAUGCUGAAUUGCUCGGGACCUACCUGUCGCGCCGUCACCCACACGGCAAGGUCGUAUGGAGGUCUGUUAUCGUCUGCUUCCGAACGGUGCGACGUGAUUUUGGUCAACCAGCUCAGGAAGUCAAAGCGACUCCCUGCCUUGCUUGA
Molecule: messenger RNA, 456 nt
Organism: Apiotrichum porosum
Lineage: Eukaryota; Fungi; Basidiomycota; Tremellomycetes; Trichosporonales; Trichosporonaceae
Exons: 3
Coding region: 1-456 (151 amino acids)
Source: RefSeq, a predicted model, not a curated record